GGUCACGUGACUGCUCGGAUUGUUUGGGGCCGCGCGGUUCUCAGUUGGCGGGUGUUUGUUUGGCGGGUGUAAAGCUGCUCUAAAGCUGCUCUAAAGCUGCUCUAAACUGCUCUCGGUCCUAGCACAUCCUCACCCCGGACACGGUUCUCUCCAGCCCAGACCCGAGCAUGUCGGUGCGGUCCCGGAGCGCGCGGAGCGACGCGGAGAGCAGGAGUGCUGGUCCGUCCCGCUGGUCCAACUGCAGGAAGCGGGGCCUGGACGGAACCCUCCGGACCGGGGACGAGGCCCCCGACACCAGGAGCUCCAGCUUCACCACUCCGGAGAGCAGCGGCCCCGUGUCCCGGUGUGGGACCCGGGCCGAGACCCGGCCCGACGCCCGGGCCGAUGCACGGGGCGACGCCCGGGCCGAUGCACGGGCCGAUGCACGGGCCGAUGCACGGGCCGAUGCACGGGGCGACUGGGGCAGUCGCGUGGAGGACGAGGAGGAGAUGCGCAGGGACGUCCACAGAGACAUGCAGCGUUACAGGAGGAGGAUUCUGGAAGGAGACGGGACCCGCAGAGAGAGGAAGACCUCGUCUGGAUCCUCUGGGAGCUGUGACUCCAAAGAAGGAGACACCAUGGAGACGGACGAAGCUGUGUUGCUACGGCGACAGAAACAAAUCAACUAUGGCAAGAACACGCUAGCGUACGACCGCUACCUCCGAGAAGUCCCCAAGCACAUGCGUCAGCCCGGCGUUCACCCCAAAACCCCCAACAAGUUCAGGAAGUACAGCCGGCGCUCCUGGGACCAGCAGAUCAAGCUGUGGAAGGUGAAGCUGCACGCCUGGGACCCCCCUGCUGCCGAGCAGCCGCCCCAGGACGGCAGUGACCAGCUGGACCUCGGGGACGUCAUGGACAUCGAGCUGGACUUCCCGUCUCUGGUGGACCCCCAGGACCCCCUGGACGCUGCACCGGCCAAGCCCCCCCCGUCUGAGGACCAGGACUGUUCAGAGACGCCCGUCAAAGUCCAGAGGACAGAACCCACAGAGGAGCCGGACAUGGCGUAGAGGACCCGGCGCUGGACACCCGGCACCAGAGAGUCCUGGUGGGGGACCAGGGUCCACGUUCUACUCUGUUCUUAGUCCACACCACUCAGGGGGGUCUCGUCUCCAGACCACAUUUUACCGGUGCUUUUUAUCCUGGUCUGACGGACCAGUUCUGGUUCUGGUUCUGGUUCACAGAGAAGUCCAGGUAAAACCAGCUCCACCAGGAGUUCAGAAGCACUGAUCAGUUUAACGUUGGACUGUGUAAGGUUUUAAUAACAGCUGUUUAUAAUCGUUUGUGUUGUGACUUUCAAAUAAAAAACAAUUGGAACAUCUGGUUGGAAGAUGUUCACCCAUAAUGUCCCUGCUGUUCCGUCUCUGCUCUGUCUCUGCUCCAUAAACCCUCCCAGAGCUGCUGACCUGGAGGCCCGGCCACAUCAGGCACUGUUUCUUUAUUGUACAGUUUUAAGACUCGGGGAAACAAGUUCUGCGUUCAUGAAUAAAAAUA
Molecule: messenger RNA, 1530 nt
Organism: Cololabis saira (Pacific saury)
Lineage: Eukaryota; Metazoa; Chordata; Actinopteri; Beloniformes; Belonidae
Gene: slbp
Product: stem-loop histone mRNA binding protein
Exons: 8
Coding region: 168-1046 (292 amino acids)
Biological process (GO): mRNA transport; mRNA 3'-end processing by stem-loop binding and cleavage
Cellular component (GO): histone pre-mRNA 3'end processing complex; cytoplasm
Molecular function (GO): histone pre-mRNA stem-loop binding; mRNA binding
Source: RefSeq, a predicted model, not a curated record